AGCUGGCCCCGGCACAGAGGGGCCGGGGUAGCAGGAGGGAGGGGGCUCGGGAGUAACUUUCCAGAAAAACAGCCAACGUGUAGCAGGAAUGACUCCAAGAGGUGGGGGAAAAAAGUUCAGUUACCACGUCGAAGCAGAGGACUCGCAAAGUAUUUUUCAAAUGGGCUCGGCUUUUCCUGUGCCUGUUUAAAACAUUAAAACCGUGUAGCGAGAGAGGCUGCGUGUGCUGGUCCCUCCCUCCCUCCCUCCCCCACCCCAGGCCGAGACGUCAUGGGAGGGAGGUAUAAAAUUUCAGCAGAGAGAAAUAGAGAAAGCAGUGUGUGUGCAUGUGUGUGUGUGAGAGAGAGAGAGAGAGGGAAGAGAGGGAGAGAGAGAAGGGGAACGAGAAAGGGAGGGAAGGAGAGGGCCGAGGGUAGGGGACUGAGCCACAGCGAGGCGAGACACAAAUGAGAAGAGGCUUGCCGACCAAGGAAUACCGCUUUCCGGAGUCAGCUGCUGUGAAUCGGCUUCUAUUUUCUUUUCCUUCUGAUUUUUUUUUCCCCUAAAGAGGAGCAAGGGACAGAAGCCAUGACCGAGGGAGAAGACAAGCUAAGAUGCUGGUGACUGUGGGUCCAAGUGGAUUAUCGGAGCUGUCUCCAAGAGGCCUGCCCUCUCCGCUUGCCAAUUGCACAUAAUCGCUCUCAUCCCAGCCAAUGAAGAGGAGAGGCAGCGUGAACAGAGUCAUUUAGAGAGCCCCAAGGAAGUGUAAACAAAAGGGGAAGCAUGAAUGGAGUGCUCGAGAGACAAGUGUGUCCUGCACUGCCCCCACCUUUAGCUGGGCCUGCGGCUGCCCAGCCCUGCUUCUCCCCACAUACCCACUGGUGAUUUUUUUUUUAAAAAAAAAAAACAAAAAACAACAACUUUUUUUUUUCUUUUCUUUUACAUUCUCUUUUCUUAUUCUUCUUCGGGGCAAGGCAGAGAUUCUGUUUUUUUGGGACCCAGCCAUGGCCCUUCUGCACUUUCUUUAAAAUACCCACUUUCUCCUCAUCACCAAACAGCGGUUGGCAAUAUCAGAUAUCCGCUCUAUUUAUUUUUACCUAAGGAAAAACUUCAACUCUCUUCCCACUCCCAGCUGCCUUGCCACCCCUCCCAACCCUCGGCUUGCCCUCCACCUGGCCUGCUGGGAGCCAGAGCCCAGCAGAACCUGUUUAGACAUAUGGACAAGAAUCCCAGCGCUACAUCGCACACACAGUCCGCUAUCUUCCCGGGGCUGCCAGCGCUUCCUGGGAGUCCUGAAGCCAUCACAGUGCAGUGAGUUCAUGCACCCUCUUGCCAAGCCUCAGUCUUUGGGAUCUGGGGAGGACGCCUGGUUUUCCUCCCUCUUUCUACUGGGGUCUCCUCCUUGCCAGGCCUCCCCUGCCCCCUGGCCUCGCUCCUGGGCUCACACCUGAAGAUGUACUUGCAAAGGGCUCUGGCGAUCCUGGCCCUACUGAACUUGGCCACGGUCAGCUUCUCUCUGUCCACUUGCACCACCUUGGACUUCGGCCACAUCAAGAAGAAGCGGGUGGAAGCCAUUAGGGGACAGAUCUUGAGCAAGCUCAGGCUCACCAGUCCCCCGGAGCCAUCGGUGAUGACCCACGUUCCCUAUCAGGUCCUGGCUCUUUACAACAGCACCCGGGAGUUGUUGGAAGAGAUGCGCGGGGAGAGGGAGGAAGGCUGCACUCAGGAGAACACCGAGUCGGAGUACUAUGCCAAAGAGAUCCAUAAAUUCGACAUGAUCCAGGGGCUGGCGGAGCACAAUGAGCUGGGUGUCUGCCCCAAAGGGAUUACCUCUAAGGUUUUUCGCUUCAACGUGUCCUCAGUGGAGAAAAACGGAACCAAUCUGUUCCGGGCCGAGUUCCGGGUCUUGCGGGUGCCCAACCCCAGCUCCAAGCGCAACGAGCAGAGAAUCGAGCUCUUCCAGAUCCUACGACCCGAUGAGCACAUCGCCAAGCAGCGCUAUAUCGGUGGCAAGAAUCUGCCCACAAGGGGCACUGCUGAGUGGCUGUCGUUUGACGUCACUGACACCGUGCGUGAGUGGCUGUUGCGGAGAGAGUCCAACUUGGGUCUGGAAAUCAGCAUUCACUGCCCAUGCCACACCUUUCAGCCCAAUGGAGACAUCCUGGAAAAUGUUCACGAGGUGAUGGAAAUCAAAUUCAAAGGGGUGGACAAUGAAGACGACCAUGGCCGGGGAGACCUGGGACGCCUCAAGAAGCAGAAGGAUCACCACAACCCUCACCUGAUCCUCAUGAUGAUUCCUCCACACCGACUCGACAGUCCGGGCCAGGGUGGGCAGAGGAAGAAGCGGGCGCUGGACACCAAUUACUGCUUCCGCAACCUGGAGGAGAACUGCUGUGUCCGCCCCCUCUACAUCGACUUCCGGCAGGAUCUGGGCUGGAAAUGGGUCCACGAGCCUAAGGGUUACUAUGCCAACUUCUGCUCGGGACCUUGCCCGUACCUCCGCAGUGCAGACACGACCCAUAGCACGGUGCUGGGACUGUACAACACCCUGAACCCGGAGGCGUCAGCCUCACCAUGCUGUGUGCCGCAGGACCUGGAGCCCCUCACCAUCCUGUACUAUGUCGGCAGGACCCCCAAGGUGGAGCAGCUGUCCAACAUGGUGGUGAAGUCGUGCAAGUGCAGCUGAGGCCAGCCUGCAACGGAGGAGGAAAAACUGCCACCACUGACUGCUGCUCCUUGGGAAACCAAAGCGACAGACCUCACUCUAGAGGCCUGGAGCCCGCAAGCCCUGGCUCCCGGCGAAUGGCCGAGAGGGAGGCUUCCUUCUGGAACAUUUCUUUCUGCUAGCUCUGAGAAUCACUGUGGUAAAGAAAGUGUGGGUUGGUUAGGGAAAGGCAAACUCUUGAGAACAUGGCAUUUCUGUGGUACAGACAGAGGUGGUGGGGUGGAGGAGAAAGGAUGCCGAGGCACCACGGUGUGUGGUAGUAGGACGGGGCUACCCUAGGGAGGAGGUUGGGUAGAGUGAGGGUCAGUGAGGGUCAGACUGGAAGGCUCUUCAGAUCUGAGGUCAGCUCUGCUCAUUGAAGUAUCACAUCUGCUCUAAGGGAUCAGGAUGACAUUAGAGGCGGCCGGCAUUUUUCUUCAGACAGGUUACCAAGACAAAGUCCCCCCCAGAGUCAGAUCUUGCACUGCCUGGGACUAAGGACAAUCCGUUCUUUUCGCAUACUGCCCUCUCACCAGUAUCAUGAAUCAUGACAGAUAAUGCAAUUAGUUUCUGGGCUAGCAACUAGCUAUCUCGAGUCCUCUGGAGAUGCCGAACUCAAAAGCCAAGGUCAGAAUUUGUUCUCGAGUCUUCCCUCGGGGCCCCUCCUUUUGCCUUCUCCUUGGUCGUAUUUCCCCAUGAACAUCUGGCUAGACACCUUCCAGGUAGGUCAGGGUUGGCUCUCUGGAUUGUGGGUCCACACAGCCUGGGGCAUCAGGGAUCAUUUCCCUCUUACCCUCUUAGACUCCAUGCUCCCCUGGGCUUCCUGGAAGCAGGUGCUACAUGCAAUAGUGUCUGGGGAGGCUGCGCAUGUCUGACGUGACGACUUGGCCCCAGAUGCACAGACUGAGGUAUAAAGACAAACACAAAUAUUACUCUCAAAAUCUUUGUAUAAAUAAAUAUUUUUGGGGAAUCAUGGAUGAUUUCAUCUUCUGGAAGGUUGCUUCUAGAAACAGUAAAAACCCUGUUCUAAGGUAGAUGUAUGUCAGACUCCAUAAAUGUCCUUUGCUUAAUUUCACAUUGGCAUCUACCUACCAGAGACAACAGUCCAGGCAGAGCAUCCCUCAUUGUUUGGCAUGAAUACACUGGGCCCACUGUUCUGCCUCUAGCACCUGAGAAGACUGCACCAUGUCUAGGCACACUUCCCUCUUGCAGGGUACACUAUUCUCAAACAUAGAGACAGUGGCUUAGAUGUGUAAAAAUUUAUAGCAAUCUUGUGGCCGGGGAGAGAUGGGCCAGUGGGGUAGGUGUCUGUACAAAUGGUACCCAAGUCUGGCUCUCUGGAACCCAUGCAAAAGUCAGGCAUAGCCAUGGCCAUCUGUAAUCUCAGUCCUGGGGACGGGGAAAGUGGCCUGGAGGCUCUCUGGCUAGCCAGUCUGGCUGAAAUUACAAAGUCCAGGUCAAUGAGAGAGCCUGUCUCAAGAAAUAAGGUGGCGAGGAACACACACACACACACAACCCCUCUGGAUAACUGUAUGGUGUGUACCCUUGUGUGUAGAAAUAUGCCAUUAGAUUCAAUCUAGAUGAUACACGCCAAUAGUUUUGGAAACCACGUCGAGCCUUGGAGAAGCCACAUGUGGCAGAUGGUUCCAAAUGAGACAGAUGCUGUUAGCAGAGGCAACCAGGAACUCCUUUUCAGACAGUGGGCCUCUUUAGAGGCAAGAGCUCCCAGGGCAAUGCAGAAUUCCACUGUGGCUUAGCAUUCAUCUACGGUCGUCUCUGAGCCAGCAGAGCAAGGAACCCUCUGGUCUUAGCAGCUAUAGAAAGCUACCAACAUGGGCACAGCCACCGAGGCACAACCACUGAUCUUACUAAAGCUGAAGCCUGCAGGUGGAAGGACAUAUGAGCGUGUGCAAACCUUGUUCUGAGUUCAAGACCCAACUCCUGAGGUUGGCCACUGCCUUAGUUAGGGCUUCUGUUGCUGUGAAGAAACACCAUGACCACGGCAAGUCUUA
This is a messenger RNA of Chionomys nivalis (European snow vole), 4695 nucleotides long. RefSeq names its product transforming growth factor beta 3 (gene Tgfb3). Gene Ontology annotation, molecular function: type III transforming growth factor beta receptor binding; type II transforming growth factor beta receptor binding; cytokine activity. Gene Ontology annotation, cellular component: extracellular region. The transcript is spliced from 7 exons. The coding region runs from base 1433 to 2665 and encodes 410 amino acids. NCBI's taxonomy places the organism in Eukaryota, Metazoa, Chordata, Mammalia, Rodentia, Cricetidae. The record is from RefSeq and is a predicted model, not a curated record. Gene Ontology annotation, biological process: BMP signaling pathway; SMAD protein signal transduction; transforming growth factor beta receptor signaling pathway.